This is a messenger RNA of Penicillium brasilianum, 819 nucleotides long. Lineage: Eukaryota; Fungi; Ascomycota; Eurotiomycetes; Eurotiales; Aspergillaceae. The record is from the annotation of a GenBank genome assembly.
AUGUACGAAUGUGACUAUUGCGAUGUGGAAUUCUCUGACAGGGACGAGCUCGAUGAACACCUUGACGAUUAUGAUCACUGGGCCGAAUGUGAGACCUGUGACAGAGAGUUCCGGAGUAUUCGAGCAUCCCACCAGCAUAUGGAUGCUUUGGGCCACUGGAAGCCGAGAAUCCCUUGUGAAACCUGUGACAAGGUCUUCCUUUCUCAGGCUGCGGCUGAUCAGCAUAUGAAUGCCUUGGGUCAUUACAGGAACUACUGCAAAGACUGCGAUCGUCAUUUCGACAACGAAAACAACUUGCGUAUGCAUCGAAACUCGAAGAUUCACCGUGGAACCAACGUACUCUGCCCCUUCUGCAAGACUGCUUUCGUCACCGCGAGCGGGUUGGUCCACCACAUCGAGAGCGGCGCCUGCCCCCAGACCCCUGUCCUCGACCGAGCUACGAUUCUCCGUAUGGUACAGCAGUCUGACCCACAUGGAAUCAUCACGAACAAGGCCAUUGAAGCUCCCGAGCAGACAGGUGUGCAGUAUCAAGCCACCUCACGUGCCUAUAACGGUACCUACUGGGAGUGCUACAUCUGCCACAAGUUCUUCAAUACCAGUCAGGCGCUCAAUCAGCAUUUGAACUCGCCCGUACACCGGCAGAAGAUGUACCAUUGUCCCAACAAGAGAAGCUGUGGCAAAGAAUUCGUCACUUUAGCCGCGCUUUUCAAUCACCUCGAAAGCGAGUCGUGUGGGUUGAUGCGCUUCGAGCGAGUUCAGAAUAUCCAGCAAGGGGUUAUCGAUGCUGUAAUCAAUCGACGGGUCAUCACAAACUUCUGA